GCGACCCUUGAAGGAAGAAAGGAAGUGCUUCGGCUUCGCGGUGCGGGAGAAGCUGGGAAAUGGAAGAUAAAGUGACUAAUCCAGAGAAAGCUGAAGAAGCAAAAUUGAAAGCAAGGUAUCCUCAUCUGGGGCAAAAGCCUGGAGGUUCAGAUUUCUUAAGGAAACGAUUGCAGAAAGGGCAAAAAUAUUUUGAUUCUGGAGAUUACAACAUGGCUAAAGCAAAAAUGAAGAACAAGCAGCUUCCUACUGCAGCCCCGGAUAAGACAGAGGUCACUGGUGACCACAUUCCCACUCCACAGGACCUUCCUCAACGGAAACCAUCCCUUGUUGCUAGCAAGCUGGCCGGCUGAUUAAAAGAGUGGAACUGCAUGAAUCUUCUAAUUCGCAUCGUUUUUCCUUAAUCUGUUACUUCCCCGCUUUUUAUUUCCGUUCAUUCACUAAGUCAUUUGAGAGUGACAGCUUUGCAGGUAGUGGUAGUGUGUGCUGCUAUUGUAAAGGAAGAUACAUGUGUAGAGUUUUUGAUUAGUUUAACAGUGCACUGAUGAAGAGAACACGUUAGAGCAACAUAAAGUAAUCUACUUGAAAAUAAUUGUAUAUAUUACCUAACUCCUAGUGUAGGAUUGGUCCUAACAACUACCAAGCAAGUUUUACAUUUUUAAUGUUUUGGCUUUCUUUAAUUCAUCCUAAUUAUCGCUUUGUAUGUUAUUCUUAUUUAAUUAACCUCUAUUGUAUUGACUUCUGUAUCUUCCUUUUGGAUUUUAUAAACAGAUGUUUAAGACCACAAGUUGGAAGAAAAGUCACAUAUUUCAAACACAAAUAGAUGGGGCUCCAAAAGAUUUGUAUUUCUGUGCUUGAACUUGAAUGGCCUUAAACCUGUUUCAGCUUUAACAAUAGAAGUUUACUUGGGCAAUAUUUGCCCAUUCUGGUGUAACUUAUGUGACCCUAGUGCUUAACAACUGCCGUUGAAGCUAAUAUUCUUAAUCAGUUCUGUAGUUAGAGUACCUUUUGUUAUUAAAGAUAUGAAUGAAGUAUGCAUGUGCAUUGACUGUUGAAUUCACUUUUGUGCCAUUUUUGUAAAUACAAUAGUUUUGCACAACCUCUCACAAAUGUCUGUAUUAAUUUCGUAUAUUAAAAAGUAGAUGAUGUGCCAACCAGAAGCACAAAAGUUCCUACACAAAACUCUGUAUGUCAUUAGAGCCUUUAUAUAGUAAGACUAGUUUAUAAUCUUGGGCUUACUAGAAUACCAAACUGAAAUCUUUGCUCAGUCUGCCAUAGACUUAAGCUUUUUCAUUUGUUCCUAAUAUCCAUGACAUUCAGUGGCCUUGUGCAAAUAUGAUAUGUUGCUUAGGCAUAUCUUUUGUCCUAUGCAGAACAUUUCAUUUUGACUUUUAUGAAAAUUACAAUUUAUGUAAUUUAUAUAAACUUUUUAAAUGUAGAAACUUUUUACUUCCACAGCCAGUUUUGGGGACACUACUAUAAAAGGUUUCGAUGCUCUGCUUCCUGUGGCCCCUCCCUCCUUUUUUUCUUGCCUUUUUUUUGACUCAAAUCAUGCUGGGCUGUGCUGUUCACCCUAUUUGGAAGCAUAGGUGUCUGUGUUCUUGCUCUUGAAAUUUGCUCUGCUGACUGCUGUAUUUUAUAAUCAUGUUUUCCUUACACUUUUCAGUUAAUCAUUCUUAUUCCUGUAUUAUUAUUAAUAUUUGACAGUUGUUUAAAUAAAAGGAACUUUAUAAUGAGACAAAUACUUGAGAAGACUGGCCCAGGAAACCUAUGUCAGGAUGAGCUAAACUCUGGUAAAUAAUUUUAAGAAAUUCUGAUGAGCUAAGUAAAUUAGGCUUGUGACAGAGGAAUUUACAUGAUAGGUGGAACAUACGCAUACUAAUAUAUUCAGAUGUUUUGCUUCUGUAGAUGUCACUUUAAUAAACUAUCAAUUUAUUUUUGCUUUUUUUUAAAAAAAACAAAAUCUAGUAAGAACUUGAACAGACUUUACUGGGACAAAUUUACUGCUCUAUUAGGAGCGCUUCCCGAAUAAGUUGUCAUAAUGCUGUAGUAUGAUAAUGAGGAUCAAUAAUCUGAGAUGAUACAGUUUUUCUCUUCAUCUUUGACUUGCACAGGGCCUCCCUUCUUUUGGAUCCAGACAUCUUUUUUGGAUCUUGGCUCCAUUUGUGUACCUGCUUUCCUAUGACCCCAAGAAUUGUAGAUGGUGCCUUGAGUAUAUAGCACCUGCACUUGAAGACAGCCUAAUGCUUUGAAGAAAGCUGGCUGAUUAUCUUUCUGCUCUACCCACCCCAAAAAGCAGAAAAAAAAAAAUCAGUACUGUGCUAAUAUGUAAUUUUAAGAAAUAGGAACAAGUAGGUUAUUCCACAAUAUAUAUAUAAUUAUUGUAGGAUUGAUUUAAGAAUUACAAAAUAGUGCUCGCUUUGGUGCACAUAUACUAAAAUUGGAAUGUUACAGAGAUUAAUUAGCAUGGUCCCUGUGCAGGGAUGACAUGGAAAUUUGUGAAGUGUUCCAUAUUUUAAAAGAAAAAAAGAAUUACAAAAUACUCCAAAGUAGAAUUUCUGCAAUAUCUCGUCUUUUUAAAUGAAUAUGUGCAAGCUAUCACCAUUAAAUCUACGCACCAGAGAAAAUUAAUCUGAAAUAUUAGACCAUGUUAUUCUUGACAUGUGGUUCUUCUGCUGUGGUUUGCGAUAAGUGAUGUAACCUUUGUCUGAGUUUUAGUUUGUAAAAUACAAUGCUAAUUAACCUACCUCAAAACUUGAGGAUCUGUGAAAUACUGAAUAAGUGCCCAAAAUAAAAUAUUGUUGAUUGUCUUUUUAUUAAAAGUAAAUUUCCUCAUUAAACCAACCUGCCUUCUAUAAAGUCACCAUGCUUAAAAUCUCAGGAUUUUCCACUGGGAAAGACCUGUCAUUUAAGGAUUUGUAGGUAUAAUUGCUUAGCCUCCAUUAUCGGUGCUUGGGAUAGAAGUUUUAAAAUUUUUCUAUUUUUGAUUCUGCCUCAACACUUAGUUUGAAGACAUUUGCAGGCUGUUUCACCAUUGCUAAAAUGAAGAUUUUGACUAGAUGAGCUCAGUCAUAAUCAUCUAUUUCUUUGAUUGUGGAGUUGUGGUUUGAGAAAUGGCUAAUUUUAAUCGUCCUGUUUAUUAUAAAUGAAUGCUGAAGUAAAGUGAAGAUAAAUACUUCAUGAAAGUCUUGGCUAACAUCUGAAAUAAAUUACCUGUUUCAGUAGCUCCUACUUGAUAGUGCAGUUUUGAGAAAAAUGCCACUUUUGAAAGCUACAGCUGACUAAAAUAAUUAUAGUUCUUGGCAUUUGGGAUAGUAAUAAUUGUUGAAGAACUGGAAGGAGCAUAUUUGCAGUCUAUUUACAAGUUACUCAACCUUCUGUUUCUGACCUAAAAAUAGUCUUAACUGUUCAUUGAGGUAAGGCCUCUUCUUGUUAUAACUUGAACAGUUGGAAUUAGUUGCUCUUUUGUAACAAAACCAUACCUCUGAAUAUUAUUGAUGCUUUUUACUAAACCAGACAUAUUCUUUCUCAGCCCAAAUUAGUGGAGUUUUAUCAUAGCUGAAAUGUAAUCUCAACUUAAACUGUGCUCUAAACUUGGUGUUUGGUGAGCCAGGUGCAGGUAUCUGUAGGAAGAGCACAUCUGAGUGGUGACUAAAGUAGUUUCUUUGGUGGCCUUUUCACAUUCCCCAACAUUCAAACACAUUGUCACUCUUCGUUUUGCUUUUCACCUCAUUUUACUACAUCCCUCAUUCGCUUAUUUAAGCCUCCUAAUGGCUUUUAUUAAAUGGUGUUUAGGGCUGGUGACUUAUCAAUCCUUACUAUCAUUCCCAAUAGGAAUAUAAUUAAGGACAUAUUUUAAAUUUUCUAAAACAUUUAUCUUAAUCUGGAUAAUGAUGAAUUUGAGCCACUGUCCCAACUCUGCAACUCAGCAUACACUGCCGGUUUUCCCCACGACACCUUGUAAAAUUAAGACAAAAGAAAAUCUCAUUCUGGGAUUGUGAAAAUAAGUAAAAACACCUAUUUUAAUAGUUUUAGUCUUUUAAGUAGGUAGGCCUAUAAGUUUUAUUCUGCAAGUCACUGGUGGUCAUAACCAUUAAUGUAUGUUUGUGUUAAGAACUAAAUGGCAUUUGGAAGGAAAUAUCUAAUUCUUUUAAUAUGCCCUCAAAUAUGUUAUCACAUCUCUUACCAUUUGUGAUGCAAUGACACUGCUCCUGUGUAAAAGGGCCAAGAAUAAAUGCCUUUGUUGUUGAAUAUGUCUAUAGAGUUGGCAGUUAAUGCUGAAAUCUGUUAAAUAGCCCUUCCAAAAUUAUACUUGUGAUAUAUACAGAAAAAUAAA
Molossus molossus (Pallas's mastiff bat) is the source of this 4333-nucleotide messenger RNA. RefSeq names its product cAMP regulated phosphoprotein 19 (gene ARPP19). NCBI's taxonomy places the organism in Eukaryota, Metazoa, Chordata, Mammalia, Chiroptera, Molossidae. The coding region runs from base 60 to 350 and encodes 96 amino acids. Gene Ontology annotation, molecular function: protein phosphatase inhibitor activity. Gene Ontology annotation, cellular component: cytoplasm. The transcript has 3 exons. The record is from RefSeq and is a predicted model, not a curated record.